Messenger RNA from Achroia grisella, 1972 nucleotides. RefSeq lists its product as uncharacterized. Bases 20 to 1972 code for a protein of 650 amino acids. The record is from RefSeq and is a predicted model, not a curated record. The transcript is spliced from 2 exons. NCBI's taxonomy places the organism in Eukaryota, Metazoa, Arthropoda, Insecta, Lepidoptera, Pyralidae.
GAUAAUAAUUACGUGCAAAAUGGAAUCUGUUUUACAACCACCACAACCGUUUCUUUUUGAAAAUGACCUUGUAAAUGUCACAUCUGGAAAUUUAAGCAGAGAAUGGGAGAAGUGGAAAAAAUCAUUUUUAAUAUACUUCGAAGCUUGUGAAUUAUCGAAAAAAGAAAAAAAGGUACAGAUUAAUAUUUUGUUGCAUAUAAUUGGAGAAAAAUGUCGUGAGAUAUACGACCAGUUCACAGAAACAUUCAAGACUAUUGAGGAGGUGAUUCAAAAAUUUGAUGAUUUCUUUUUACCUAAGAAGAAUCUAACAAUAGAGCGACAUAGAUUUUUCACUCGGAACCAGCAAGAUACGGAGACGGUUACGCAAUAUGUUUUUGAAUUGAAUAAAAUGGCGGCUAAGUGUGAAUUCAAAGAUUUAUGUAGCGAUCUUGUACGCGAUAGAUUAAUAUGUGGAAUAAAAGAUGCAGCAAUGAGAGAAAGAUUAUUGCGUGAAUAUAAUUUAACAUUAGAAAAGGCGGUAGACAUAUGUAGAUUGGCGGAAGUUUCACAUGCGCAAGCUGAGCAUAUUGAAACGAAAAAUCCUGAAUAUCAUGUACAUGAUGUGAAGAAUAAUAAUAACGAACAUUGGAGGGAACGGACUGAUAUUCACUGGAUAAAUCGUGGAUCUUCAAGAACCAGAGCCAACCGGGGUGUACGGCGGAUUCCUUCAGAUCGUAGGUCGGGUCACGUACCGACUUCAUCUCAUGGCGUGAAAACGAAUCGGUUUUCGUCGAACAGUGAGUGUAAUAGAUGUGGUCGCAUCCAUAAUAGGUACAAAUGCCCUGCAUAUGGACAGAAGUGUAACAAGUGUAGCCGCAUGAAUCAUUUCUCAAGAAUGUGUAGAAUAUUUGAGGUGCUGGAGGAGGAUUCCACCGAUCAGGUAAUUCAUAACCUUAAAACAAGUUCAUUUAGUAGUGAUUGGUUAGUAAAAUUAUAUAUCAGAGGUCAGCUGGUUGAUUUUAAGUUAGAUACAGGUGCAGACGUAAACGUUAUUCCGUUAAAAUUAUUAUCCAAAUUAAGUACAAACAAAAGCGAUUUGACGAGUACGAAAAUUAAAUUACAGGCAUAUUCUGGUGACAGCAUUAAAGUUAUUGGUAAAUGUUAUUAUAAAGUAACUCAUAAACAGAAUAACUAUAUUUUAAAGUUCAUUAUUGUUGAUGUUGAUUCUUCGGCUAUUUUAGGCAGGAAUUCAUGUGAGGAAUUACAAUUAAUAAAACGAAUUAUGUCCGUAAGUACAGAGGAUAGUAAUAACAAAAUUUUAAAUAAAUAUUUGGAUGUAUUCACUGGAUUGGGCUGUUUACCCGGUAAAUACAAAAUAAAAUUACAUAAAAAUAUUAGUCCUGUGGUACAUGCGCCUAGAAAAUUACCAAUAGCCCUCAAAGAAAAUGUUAAAAAUACUUUAUUAGAAAUGGUGAACGAUGGUAUAAUAGCGAAGGUGGAGGGGCCCACUGAUUGGGUCAACAGUAUGACUGUUGUCAAAAAAGCCAGUGGAGAUCUACGCAUCUGUUUAGAUCCCCGAGAUUUAAAUAAGGCGAUUAGGCGGGAGCAUUUUAAGUUACCCACGUUUGAGGAAAUUACGUCAAAUUUAUGUGGUGCAAAAUUUUUUACCACUUUGGAUGCUAAGCAAAGUUUUUGGCAAGUCAUGUUACACGAGGACAGUACCGAUCUAUGCACGUUUAAUACACCAUUCGGUAGGUAUAAGUUCUUACGGAUGCCGUUUGGUAUCUCUUCAGCGAGUGAGAUAUUCCACAAUAGACUUUAUAAUCACUUUGAUGAUAUAGAAGGUGUUAUUUUGUUCGUUGACGAUUUAUUAGUUUAUGGGGAAACCAAGGAAGUUCAUGAUAUACGUUUAGAAAAGACGCCAGUAAAAAUGGUUUGGGCGCGUGUCUAUUGCAAAACAAUUUACCGGUAUGUUAUGCAUCAAAAUCUCUAA